UUGUCAAUAGAAACGGUGUCAUAGUGAAGUCACGACUUGCUGGGAGUAGUGUUUUGUACACAAAUUAAACUAUAAUUUGCUUUUUUGUCGGUAGUUCUUCAUCUUAUACGUGUGUUUUGCUGUUUGAUUAAAGAUGAGUCAACGGCAGGUUUUACAAGUUUUUGAACAGUAUCAGAAGGCGAGAACACAGUUUGUCCAGACUGUAGCUGAGUUGGCCUCUCGCCCACAGAAUAUUGAGACUCUGCAAAAUGCAGGAGUUAUGUCCCUUCUACGUCCACUCUUGCUGGAUAUUGUCCCAACUAUUCAGCAGACAGCUGCCUUAGCGCUUGGUCGUCUGGCAAACUACAAUGAUGAUUUGGCUGAGGCUGUUGUGAAAGGGGAUAUUCUGCCACAACUAGUGUAUUCACUUGCCGAACAAAAUAGGUUUUACAAGAAGGCAGCAGCAUUUGUUCUUCGUGCCGUGGCCAAACACUCUCCCCAGCUAGCCCAGUCAGUUGUCGACUGUGGUGCAUUGGAUGCCCUAGUUAUCUGCCUUGAGGAGUUUGAUCCUGGCGUGAAAGAGGCAGCUGCCUGGGCACUGGGGUACAUUGCCAGACACAAUGCUGAGCUGGCCCAGGCAGUGGUUGAUGCUGGAGCUGUGCCUCUCCUGGUCCUGUGUAUUCAGGAACCAGAGCUUUCUCUGAAACGCAUUGCUGCCUCUGCCCUGUCCGACAUCUGCAAACAUUCACCAGAGCUCGCACAGACCGUUGUAGAUGCUGGCGCCAUCGCUCACCUUGCACAGAUGAUUUUGAACCCUGAUGCUAAACUGAAGAGACAAGUAUUCUCAGCCCUGAGCCAGAUUUCAAAGCAUUCAGUGGACCUUGCAGAGAUGGUGGUUGAGGCUGAAAUCUUCCCAGCAGUACUGACCUGUCUGAAAGAUCCUGAUGAAUAUGUGAAAAAGAAUGUUGCCACACUUAUAAGAGAGAUUGCUAAACACACACCAGAGUUGUCCCAGCUGAUUGUGAAUGCAGGCGGAGUAGCGGCUGUGGUGGAUUACGUCGGAGAAUCAAAGGGGAAUGUGAGACUUCCAGGAAUUAUGAUGCUAGGAUAUGUGGCUGCACACAGCGAAAACCUUGCUAUGGCUGUUAUCGUCUCAAAGGGUGUAGUGCAACUAGCCAUCGCCCUCUCUGAAGAACCAGAAGACCACGUUCAGGCCGCAGCAGCCUGGUCCUUGGGCCAGAUAGGUCGACACACGCCAGAGCAUGCUAAGGCAGUCGCUGUCGCAAACGUUCUACCCAAACUCCUCCAAUGCUACCUCCGAGCCGACGCAUCCGAAGAUCUACAGACCAAGAGUAAGAAAGCCCUCAAGAACAUCCUACAGAAAUGUGUACAUCUACCCGCACUCGAGCCCUUGCUUCAUGACGCCCCUCCGAAUAUCCUUAAACACGUUGUCGGACAAUUCAGCAAGGUUCUUCCCCACGAUUCAAAGGCCCGCAGAUUAUUCGUUACCAGCGCCGGCUUGAAAAAGAUCCAAGAAAUUAAGGCUGAGCCUGGCUCAGCACUGGCAGAAUAUGUUAACACCAUCAAUAAUUGCUAUCCAGAAGAAAUUGUCAAAUACUACUCCCCUGGCUAUUCCGAUGCCCUUUUGGAACGAGUGGAGCAGUUCAACCCGAAGGCAUAGACAGACUAACACAGAUUAUUCUACAUUUUCAUCAUCGUUUUCAUGCAUUUACAUUUACACAGACUUCGAAGACACAUAUAAAUUUUUGGAGUUGGAAUUAUGGAAUCAAAUAAAAGUGUAUUUGGAUCAUCGAAGAACUCAAAACUCGAAGAUAAAGCUUUAUAUAAGUGAAUGGACAAAUGUUUGACAAUUAUUAGGAAUUUUAAUUAUUCUUUUUUGACAUUUGAAACUUCUAAACCUUGACGAUAGUGGUAAAUAGGUAUAUAUAGGAAAAAAUGUAUGUGUCACUUUAGUAAAAAAAAAUCGUUAUCGAAUAUGGAACUAAGAUAUUUUCAGUGAAACUUUUUAUUAAAAAUGAAGUAAAAAAUUAUGUGUGUUUUUUUAACAGUUAUUUAAAGAAAAUCAAAGAUGUGAUAUGUCAUGUGCUCAUUGAAACUGUUAUUUCUGUGUUUAUGCUUAUUGUGUUUUACUUUAUGUAAUAAUAUUUUAUAUUUUUAUGCACUACAUUUUAUGCAUAUUAGUGAUACAAAUUCCUCUUUAUCUUUAAGUAUGACUAUUGAGUAUUUUGAUAUAAAUGUGAUUAUCUGGUAUGUUGUGUAUGACAAUGUAAAUGCGGGCUAAGUUUGCAAAAACUUAAGCUCAAAAGCCUACUUAAAGCUCACCAAACAAGUCAUAUCAUGUACAUGUCAAUGUGAAAUGAACUGUUAAGCUGCCAUUUCAAAGCAAAUUCUGUACAGUCAAUAGGCCAAAUAAAAAAUAACAUUUCUUUACACAGGCAACACAGAAUUCCAUUUUUACUCCCUGCUUCAAUAUCUAAAAUAAAUAUGGAUUCCAAUUUAGGCCAAUAUUAUUUGAAUUUGUGGGAAAUCUGACUAUAAAUUAGUUUAAUGACAUUCAAGUCAUUUUCCAAUAUUUCUGUUUAAGAGCAUAACUGUUUCAUUAUUUGGUUUAAUAUUAAUUAUUCAAACUUAAACAAAUGUUUCUUGUUUGAGAACAAUUGAAAUAAAAUGAUGAGGAAUCUACAAAAAAAUGUGCUUGUGGAACAAAGGAUAUAUUUUCGGGGCCUUAGAUGAAAGAGUUAAGGGGUUUGGGUUGAUUUGUAGUCUAGCUAUAUUGAAAAUCAAUCAGAUGUUCGCAAUUCCAAGAAACUUUUAAGUAUUGCAUUUACAAAUAAAGUUGCAUGACAAGGCAGAUGUCGUGAAUUAUAGUGGUAACUUCUUUUUUUAAAGAGGAUAUUGAUUUAAUAGAAGUUUUGUGAACUAUAGCAUCUGGUACUUUAAGUAUUAUUUAACAAUUGUUGAUAAUAUUAAUAAAAAGUAAAAUCUA
Mya arenaria is the source of this 2986-nucleotide messenger RNA. RefSeq names its product sperm-associated antigen 6. The record is from RefSeq and is a predicted model, not a curated record. Gene Ontology annotation, molecular function: microtubule binding. Gene Ontology annotation, cellular component: microtubule cytoskeleton. The coding region runs from base 134 to 1660 and encodes 508 amino acids. The transcript is spliced from 9 exons. NCBI's taxonomy places the organism in Eukaryota, Metazoa, Mollusca, Bivalvia, Myida, Myidae. Gene Ontology annotation, biological process: cilium movement.